Molecule: messenger RNA, 1021 nt
Organism: Carassius auratus (goldfish)
Lineage: Eukaryota; Metazoa; Chordata; Actinopteri; Cypriniformes; Cyprinidae
Exons: 6
Coding region: 41-757 (238 amino acids)
Biological process (GO): positive regulation of ERK1 and ERK2 cascade; T cell activation; interleukin-15-mediated signaling pathway
Cellular component (GO): membrane raft; external side of plasma membrane
Molecular function (GO): MHC class II protein binding; protein tyrosine kinase binding
Source: RefSeq, a predicted model, not a curated record
GAACUGAGAGCGAAACCUCUUACUAAAAGAGAAAAAAAAAAUGAUUUUACUCUUGGGCACAUGUCUUGGAUUGCUGUUCAACUUUGUUGAUUUUAAUACAGGUGCUGAUAUAAUUGAAGAAGAAAAGAUAGCCUUCCUUGGAGGGCAUGUGAGUUUGCUGUGCCUUAAUCUGUUGACACAGACAAACUGCAGCAAUGUUACAUGGUUGUCUAAUGAUAAUCCUGCCAUUGAGUUGGUCACCCUUGGUAAACACAAUCCGGACCGGUCACAGAGAGAAGGCAGAGUGCAUCUGAUGUCUAACUGCUCUCUACACAUCAGUGAACUCAAAGCUGCAGAUCAUGGAUGUUACACCUGCCGUCAGUAUUCAGGUGUGCAUGGAAGCAAAAUGCGAGAGGAUGCAAGAAUUUGCUUGACUAUUAAUGAAACUGUCCAUUCCUUGAACAAUAAUGACAGCAGUGAUGACAGAGAAGACCUGUUAAUGAUAAUAAUUGCGUCAGUGCUCAUCGUCGGUGCUUUGUCGGUGACAGCACUCAUCAUUUGGCACAGAUAUCACAGGAGAGGACAAGUGUGGACAUUAUUUAAAAAUCAAAACGUAUUGGAAUUUGAAACCAAAAUAACUGAACAUGAACACAAGAAUGGUGAAGAUGUGCACUACGUUGAGUUAAACCUCAAUGUAAUGAAACCAAGGAAAGUGGACACAGACAAAGUAGUGGACAAUGACCAAAAAACUGAAUAUGCUGUCAUAAAACUCCGCUAAUCGCUGUAAACAUGUUACACUAAAUAAUUCCUCACUUGUACAGCAUAAAAUAAGUUGAUUUCCUCGACUGCAUGAGUCAUGUGUGCAACACUUUAUCACAGAUUAUGAUUCCCAUGAGGUCUUUGUCUGUAUUUGGUCACUGGAUACUCACAAGUCACAAGUUUGUUGAACUUCCCAUUCUGUCGCUCUCUCUUUUGUCACAACCAUUUUUCCAUUUGUUUUUUUUCUUUUAGCUUUACUUCUUCAUUAAAUUAAGAUAAACAA